Messenger RNA from Amphibalanus amphitrite, 1876 nucleotides. Its product is annotated as pyrethroid hydrolase Ces2a-like. NCBI's taxonomy places the organism in Eukaryota, Metazoa, Arthropoda, Thecostraca, Balanomorpha, Balanidae. The transcript has a single exon. Bases 1 to 1722 code for a protein of 573 amino acids. The record is from RefSeq and is a predicted model, not a curated record.
AUGAGGCUCCUCCUGUGCAUAGCGCUGCUGACUCUGGCCGUGUCCGGCUACCGGCCCCGCGACCACCGUCCGCUGGUCGCCACCAAGGAGGGCCGAGUCAGGGGGGUGGCCGACAGAAGCGCCGGCGGAAACCUCUUCUUCAGCUUCAAGGGCAUCCCGUACGCCGAGCCGCCGGUGCGCAAGCUGCGAUUCCGAGAACCGCAGCGGCAUGCUCUGUGGACUGGAGUCCGUGACGCCUCCAGACAUGGUAGUGAGUGCCCGAACUUUGACCAGCUGAGAAACAACACCCGUGUCGGAGACGAGGACUGCCUGUUUGUGAACGUGUUCACUCGUCAGUUGCCAGGAGAAGAGUACUCUCUGGCCGGCCUGCCGGUGAUGGUCUACAUUCACGGAGGUGGCUUCUUCUUUGGCUCCGGUGAUGCGGAUGAGUACGGACCCCACUACCUCAUGGAUGAGCCGGUGGUGCUGGUGACGUUCAACUACAGGCUCGGACCGUUCGGCUUUUUCACAACACACGACGCAGCAGCCCCUGGCAACUACGGCAUGCUGGACCAGGUGCUGCUGCUGCAGUGGGUGCAGGACAACAUCGCCGCGUUCGGUGGAAAUCCUAAACUUGUUACCAUUUUUGGUCAGUCUGCGGGCGGGUCUAGUGUGUCACUUUUGGUACUGAGUCCACUCGCUAAGGGACUCUUCCAUCACGCCAUCAGUCAGUCAGGCGCAUCGUUCUCAAGCUUUGCUGCGAGUGCCAAGCGAAGAGGCUUGGCAAAUAAGCUGUCAAACGUACUCGGAUGCACUCUUCCCAAUGGUGAAGCAUCCGUUGAAUGCAUUAGGAGGGUACCUGCAGAUGUAAUUAUGAAUGCCUUGGAGACGCUUGGCGAAGGAAACAAACCAGGAUUUCUGCCACGUGUGGAUCAGGAAAGGUCGGAGCCGUUCUUGCCAGAGCAGCCAAGAGUUCUGUUGGAUACGGGCAACUUUAACAUUGUGCCGUGGAUUUCUGGCAUGACAAGCAUGGAGGGUGCUUUCUUUCUUCCAGUCAGCCUUCAAACCGACCAGAGUGUUGAUCAGGUUGUGAGGAAGGAAACAAGGAAAUGGGCGCAAGUUCUCGCACUUCUUGGCGAAUCUGAGUUCAGUAUUUUGGAUUGUGGUGCAUCUCCGUUACAAGAGGCAAGAAAAGUUCUUGACUUCUUCACUCCGGGCCCUGGAACGGCCAGUCUAAGAACACUGGCGGUCGUUCUCUCGGAUCGAUUCUACGUAAACGAGAUAACGGAGGAGAUUCGACUGGCCUCUGCCCAUGCGCCCCUCUACAAGUACGUGCUGGACCAUACGGGACCAGGCCGCCUCAGCUUCGAUGUCGAUCUGCCAGUGCCUUCAAACCUGCGCUGGCCGGCACCGGAGCUGGGCGUCAGCCACGGGGACGACCUCCGCUACCUGUUCAGCACCGACAGCCUGCCUCGGGAGCGACCCGGAAGCCCCGGGUACGCCAUCAUCCGCUUCAUGGUCAACCUGUGGACCAACUUCGCGCGCACGGGUCGGCCCAGCUCCGAUGUGCUGCCUAUGCCCGACUGGCCCAUAUUUACUGAGCACAGUCAGCGUCACAUGAGACUCAACUCGCAGCCGGCCCUGGGAGAGAGACUGUUUGAAGAACGGGUCAAUUUCUGGCAAACGGUGGCCGUCAACGAGCAGUGGAGACACCCAGUCAUCAUGACACCCGAUGGAUGUUGAAACAAUGACUCAUAUGACAUAUCUGCUAUAUAUAGUUAAAGGCUCUGAAAAAGUAAUACCGAAGCGAGGUCUCUUCUCACUUCACUCUACCUCAAUUUGCAGUUGACCGGUUGUCUUCACUCGUUCUCCGCUUUCUGUUUUAAUAUACCUUCAC